Molecule: messenger RNA, 1188 nt
Organism: Rhinolophus ferrumequinum (greater horseshoe bat)
Lineage: Eukaryota; Metazoa; Chordata; Mammalia; Chiroptera; Rhinolophidae
Product: melanoma-associated antigen 10-like
Exons: 2
Coding region: 1-1188 (395 amino acids)
Biological process (GO): negative regulation of transcription by RNA polymerase II
Cellular component (GO): nucleus
Source: RefSeq, a predicted model, not a curated record
AUGCCUAGAGCUCGGAAGCGACGACGCUACGUGUUCGAGGAAGACCUUGACUCCGAAAGUGAGGCCCAGGGCCUCUUGGGUGCACAGAUUCCCGAGGCUCAGGAGAAGGACUCCUCUUCUUCCUCCUCUUCUUCCUCUUCCUUCUGCUCCUACUCUUCUUCCUCUCCCUCUUCCUCUCCUUCCUCCUUCUCCUCUUCCUCUUCCUGUUGCCGUUGUCUGGUCUCAAGCUACAUAAAGGCACGUUCUGCUGCUACUGGGACACCAAGGCCUCCCCAGCUUCCUCAGAGAGCCUGCUUCCUUCCCAAUGUCAUGGCAGCAGCCACUCCAUCAGCCCAAUUAUGUCAGGGCUGCAGCAGCCAGGAAGAAGAGGGGCCAGACACUUUGCAGGCCCUGCCAGACACUGGCUCCUUGCUUAGAGAGGCCAUAGACGAUAGGGCGGAUGCUCUGGUGCGGUUUCUGCUCCAGAAGUACCGUGCAAAGGAGCCGACCACACAGGCGGAAAUGCUGAGCAGCGUCAUCAGAGAGCACCAGGACCACUUCACUGAGAUCCUCAGUCAAGCCUCACAGUGCCUGCAGCUGGUCUUUGGCGUUGAUGUGAAGGAAGUGGACCCCAGCGACCACUCCUAUGUCCUGGUCACCACCUUAGGCCUCACCUACAAUGGGAUGGGGAGUGAUGAGCACAGCAUGCCCAAGACCGGCCUCUUGAUAAAUAUUCUAGGUUUGAUCUUCAUGCAUGGCAACCGUGCCCCUGAGGAGGCAGUGUGGGGAGCGCUGAAUGACAUGGGGCUGCAUGAUAGGGUGGAGCAUUCCAUCUAUGGGGAGUCCAUGUUGCUCAUCACCAAGGUGUGGGUGCAGGAACAGUACCUUCAGUACCGGCGGGUACCCAACAGCUAUCCUGUACGCUACGAAUUCCUGUGGGGUCUCAGGGCCCACGCUGAAACCAGCAAGAUGAAAAUCCUGGAGUUUUUGGCGAAGGUCACUAAUGCCAUCCCCAAGGACUUUCCUACCUUGUAUGAGGAGGCUCUGAGAGAUGAGGAAGAGAGAUCGCAAGCCAGAGUUGUCGUCAGGGUCAAUGAGGUGGCCAGGUCCUAUUCUACAGCCACCUUUGGCACCUUCUCUUGUCUUGAGUCUGAAAAGAGCAAUCCCUGUUCUAAGCGGAGAGGCAGAAUGCGGAGUGGCAGGUACUGA